Messenger RNA from Ostrinia nubilalis (European corn borer), 1736 nucleotides. RefSeq lists its product as uncharacterized. Bases 108 to 1736 code for a protein of 542 amino acids. The record is from RefSeq and is a predicted model, not a curated record. The transcript has 7 exons. NCBI's taxonomy places the organism in Eukaryota, Metazoa, Arthropoda, Insecta, Lepidoptera, Crambidae.
UGAAAUAGAAAUUGUAGAACGAUAGCUACAGCAGCGACCCUAUUACCGCGGAGAGCGCAGUCUAUCGCAUCGUAGCCGCGCGCGCGCACGCAAGCAAAUAAUGUAAUAUGGGCGCCAAGGCGUAUUUAUUGUUUGUUAUCAUCGUCUGUGUGGACUGCUCUAGAAUUAAGAAAGAAGGUUUUAGGAAGAACUUCAGGGUUAGAGGAGAGACAUUAGAGCAGCUGUUCGCUGUAUAUGACCCGACGUUUCUGGCGGUGGUGUGGCCGAAGAUAUCCAAUGGACUGCACUUGGACGUGAGCCAGUUCUGCUGGGACGAUGUGUCGGUGUUCUUCAAGGACCUGGCUGAGGGACGAGCGUGGGCGUUUAAUGUGGCUGACGCAUCUGGGCGUUACCAGGGCGGCGCGACCGGCGGCGCCACCUACUGGCUAGGAUCUAGGCAGCGAUGUUCAGCGCUGGACAACAAUUUCCUAACAAGAGACCACUCGGACAACUCGACGUCAGAUGACCUCUUCGAAGGCGAGUACCUCAUGGCACUUCUUCAGAGAGAGAAGAUAUAUAGCACUGGUGGACACGAAUGGCACAAUUUGGUCCAGAGCGACGACAUGAUUCAGCGGCUGGUGACCAUAGACAACCGGCCGCCGUAUCGCCUGGCCUACAGCAUCGUCACCCUGCGCCUCAAUGUCACCAAGAUCACCAUGACCAAGUCAUAUGGGGUAACACUAGGCCUAUGCCUGCCCCGCUCGUGCUCGCCCGACGACAUCGAGGCAAUCGUCGCCUUCUCAAUAGUCAUCAACGACAACCUAAAGUCCAACAGAACCGUGCCCCGGGUCGCCAAGAUCACCUCCCUAAGGACUGUAGAAGAUUACCACCACAUUGAAGAAGACGCUGGAGCGAUCGUCCUCAUUUGUAUCACAGCGUUCCUUUUAAUACUUUCGAUUGUAGCCACAAUAGUAGAAUUAAACCUCAUCAGAUGCAGAAUGCUCAAACCUCGCAGUUCCAGGUCUGUGAGCUUCAAUUUGCAGAAGUACAACAACGCUGACCCAAGUAAAAGGUACCUUGAUACUAUUAAGAAGAAGCCUAUUGACAGUUUGUGGAAAGAGCAUCCACUGGGGAAGCUGAAUAAAAUUGACGAUGACGUUAAUAUGAAGCCAGGAGUUCCUCCUACGAUUACGCUAGACGUAAUGUCUAUGGAGAGAGCUAUGGGCAGCUGCAACCGUUGCGGGAAGUACAAACGGCAGUGUAACGGCUUGCCCACUCAUUCGGAGAAUUUAUCCGCGUGUCCCAGGGUCAAAUACAGUUCUGUGGUCAGUCUGAGCACGGCUGAGAGGCGAAGCAGCUUUACUAAGAGGCUGCUGAUGUGCUUUUCACUGAGAUACAGCUGGAGACGGAUUUUCAACACCAAUAUGGCGAAUAAGGACUUGUCGGUGAUGCACUUGACGAGGGUGGUCGCGACGCUAUGGGUAAUCUACGUGCAUGUUGCGAUGAUGGUGAAUUAUGUUGCAGACGAUGCUGGUGAGGUGAAUGAUCGAAAUGAAAUGUAUUACGUAUUAGCGACGGGAACGUUAGCAUUUGACACAUUAAUGUUUGUUAGUGGUUUGUUCAGUGCGCACCACUUUUUCUACCUGAAGAGCCACUACAGCGUGGAGGAGCUGGUGAGCUUCGGCGGCGGCUGCGGGCACAUCCUGCAGUUUGUCUGCUUCGUCACCAACAGGAUUAUACGGUGCGUUUACAACUAA